Magnolia sinica is the source of this 3173-nucleotide messenger RNA. RefSeq names its product serine/threonine-protein kinase-like protein CCR1. The coding region runs from base 283 to 2661 and encodes 792 amino acids. The record is from RefSeq and is a predicted model, not a curated record. The transcript has a single exon. Gene Ontology annotation, molecular function: protein kinase activity; ATP binding. Gene Ontology annotation, biological process: protein phosphorylation. NCBI's taxonomy places the organism in Eukaryota, Viridiplantae, Streptophyta, Magnoliopsida, Magnoliales, Magnoliaceae.
UCUCGUUAUUUUCUCAUCGAUGUUAUUGGCUAUAUUUCAAUGUCAGUACUUUUAACGAUCUCAUGUUACUAUAGAGACUGACUGUCAGUUACCUUUUUCUUUCCAUUUCUGUCUUCUCUGUAUAAAACACGAUGCCCACGACCUGACUGUGAAAAGUCCUGAAUGAAAAUCCAAUGUCAAAAUCCACAGCAGCCUCUCUUUCCACUCCAAUCUCAGCCUAUAACAAGAAGAAAAACCUCUACUCCAUGAAAGAGUGAAAAAUCAAUAACCAUUCAAAGCAAAAUGGCACAAGAAAUAGAACCCAGAUCUCAAAUUCAGUCCCUCUUCCUUCUCCUACUGGUUUUGAUUCCAACCGCUGCCUUGGCCUUUGGCUCCAUGGGCCCGAUCGCUGCUGCGUUUGGCGAUCCCCAUGGAUUCUUCUGUGCGAUUGAAGCCAGUGGCAAGCAGGAGGUUGUCUGCUGGGAGAAGAAUGGAUCGACCCAGUCCGCCCAGGCGUUUUUUAGCUCUAUCCCCCCCAUGGCUGCUCUCUCUGGAGGGGAUGGGUUCAUGUGCGGGCUCUACGCCGAGACAUCCCGGCCCUAUUGCUGGAAUUCGAGAAAUUCAGGUACGGAUCUUGUCCCCGAGAACUUCCAGAACUCUACCUAUUCCUGCAUCGCUGCUGGAAAGAACCACGUCUGCGCUGUUAAAGGAUCUUACUAUGACUUGAGAUCGGAUUCUGGCAUGGAUUUUGGAAAUGUCGAUUGCUGGGUUAUCAAUGGAAACACUACUGCUUCGAGUUCUGGUUCCAAAUCAUCCGAUUUUAGUCCACCCGUGAAAAAUCUCGCUUUUGGUGAGAUUGUUUCUGGCCAAGGCUUCACCUGUGGUGAAAGUCGGGAACUGGGUUUUCUCUGCUGGGGCCCAAAUUCGAAGAACUUGGGAGUUUCAGCGGUAUCUGGGAGUUUAGUGUCUGUGGCUUCCGGAAGGAAUUCUGUUUGUGCAAUUUUGAGAGAUUCCGGUGAGGUGAGAUGUUGGGGUGAGGCAGCAUCAUUUGUCCCUUCACCUCCAACUGGGACCCGUUUCGUCGGCCUGGCUGCUGGUUCCCACCAUUUUUGUGGAAUCAGGGAAGACGAUCAUGGGAUUGAGUGUUGGGGGAAUUUCAAUGAGUCAUCAGUUCCAAAGGGUUCUGGAUUCUUGGUGAUUGCUGCAUCAGAUUUCACCACUUGUGGUGUUAGGGAAGACGAUCUGAUACUGGAUUGCUGGGGUGGGGGUGGGUUGUUGCCGUCAUCAUCAUCAUUGGAUUAUAGUCCUCCAUUGCAGCUGUGCAGUCCCGGGCUUUGCACGGCUGAGCACUGUGGUGAGGGGGAGUUCUCGUUCAAUGUUAGUGCAUUGAACGUUCCAGAUUUGGCGAGUCUGUGUGUCCACACGGACCUUAGGAUCUGCUCCUCAUGCGGGUCAAAUUGUUCAGAAGGCUUCUUUACAUCAAGCGUCUGUGGGGAAAAUGCAAAUCGGGUGUGCACAGCUUGUUCCCUUUGUCAGAACAGCACUUGUUGGGAUAUCUGUGGGUUUUCUUCGACUGAUUCUGUAGGGGUGAAGCAAAGGAAGCAAUGGGUGAAGAAACUGGUGAUUGCCAUUGGUUCUUCUGUCUUGGGUUGUUUUGCACUGGUUUUAAUCGGGUGGUGUCUUCUACCUCGUUUGAUCUUAGCAAGAGAAGGGAGAAGGACGGGGAAAAGCCAGUGCACAAUGUGUGUGGGUAACAUGGAGAAAGAUGCUGACAACAAUCCUGAUCCAGAGCCCGUGUUUCCUGUGCUUGACAUUGCAGCCCAAGUGUUUCGCCUUUCAGAACUCAAGGAUGCCACCAACAGUUUUAAGGAAUUCAACGAGCUGGGCAGGGGAAGCUAUGGGAUUGUGUACAAGGCCAUUCUCUCUGACGGGCGGCAGGUUGCAGUUAAGAGGGCCAAUGCAGCAACCAGAAUUAAUAGCAACAGCAGGGACUUUGAAGCGGACUUGGAGAUAUUGUGCAAGGUUCGGCACUGCAAUCUCGUGAACUUGUUGGGUUAUUGUGCAGAGAUGGGCGAGAGGCUCCUUGUGUAUGAGUACAUGCCUCAUGGCACGCUUCACGACCAUCUCCACAGUGGGCUUUCACCUCUCGACUGGAAUCUGAGGUUGAAGAUAUCAAUGCAGGCGGCGAGGGGGCUCGAGUAUCUUCACAAGGAUGCCGUGCCUCCAAUUGUUCAUCGGGAUAUCAAGGCAUCAAACAUACUCUUAGACUCUGAGUGGGGAGCUCGUGUUGCAGACUUUGAACUCUUGAGCACUGGCGAGAGGGCUCUUAACGGGGAAUCAGUAUAUGUCGACCCAGGCUAUCACAAAACGCAGGCGUUCACUGAGAAGAGCGAUGUGUACAGCUUCGGCGUUGUGCUGCUUGAGAUUCUUAGUGGAAGAAAAGGGUAUGACAAAGAUUACACGCCUCCUAGUAUUGUUGAGUGGGCCGUGCCACUCAUCAGCCGGGGAAAAGCAGCUGCUGUCAUUGAUCGAAAUGUGAGCCUUCCGAGAAAUGUGGAACCUCUGCUUAGAUUGGCCGAAAUUGCAGAGCUCACAGUAAGAGAAGAUCCUCAUGAGCGUCCUAUCAUGUCCGAUGUGGCUGCAUGGUUGGAGCAAAUUGUUAAAAGUGCUUGCUUCACAUAGUCGUUGAGUUCGAUCUCUGGAUAGCAAUAGGGUUUUUUUUUUACUUCUAAAGUUGAUGGGGUUGUAUAUUUGGCAUUGGAAAUAUUGAUCAUGGCCCUUAUCUUGAUAGGGCCCCAAACCAUCCUAUGCUGUCUGACUAUAAACCCCAAAUAUUCAGUGGGUUAUGCUCCAAACCACUUUUGUGGACUGUCACAUGCUCAGCAACAGAUAUUUGGGUAUCUCUGAAAGUGUUAAAUAUUACAUAAAACUUCACUUCAUGAGCAUGAUCUUUUAGGUUCUUGCUUGGUGCUCAGCGGUUUCUCCCUCUUCCUUUAGGCACUGUUUUGUCACCCUUGCAACUAUUGUGCUGUAAACUUCUCAUGAGCCUGUGUACUUGAUUAUUUUGCAUUCUUUUACCUCACAAAGUGAAGGUGAUUGUAAUUCUAGCGGCAGAUUUCUGUAUUCAUUGUAAUAAGACAUUUUUAAUUGUGCAUAAAGUGUGACACAAGAAACGGUGACACCCUUCCAAAUAA